Molecule: messenger RNA, 4777 nt
Organism: Cyclopterus lumpus (lumpfish)
Lineage: Eukaryota; Metazoa; Chordata; Actinopteri; Perciformes; Cyclopteridae
Gene: lamc2
Product: laminin, gamma 2
Molecular function (GO): extracellular matrix structural constituent
Source: RefSeq, a predicted model, not a curated record
CUUCUGCUUCAUCCUGAAGAUGAGGAGCGGCUGGACUUCCCUCUUCGUUCUGCUUGUGGCGGCGCUUGUUGCCGUGCAGGCCGCCUACACACACUACACACACUACGCAACAGUGCGCUGUGACUGCAAUGGCAGAUCUCGGUACUGCCUCCGGGACGCCCAGGGCCUCCACUGCGUCGACUGCCAGGGAAACACUGCGGGCCGCCACUGCGAGCGCUGCAAGGACGGCUUCCACCUGGCAGGGGCAGCACUGAGCUGCACACCCUGCCGCUGCAACCUCACCGGUUCUGUCAAUGCCACAUGUGACAGCAGGGGGCGCUGCAGCUGUAAAGAAAGAGUCACAGGAGAUAAAUGUGACCGCUGCCUAGACGGACCGAUCGGACCAAACGGCUGCUCGCAAAGCCGUCGGCCCAGAGAGGAUUCUGGGAGUCAGAUGUGUUUCUGUUACGGUCACAGCAGCAAAUGUUCUGCACAAUCCAGUUACUCCGUUCACAGCAUCACCUCCACCUUCGCCGACGGUCCGGAUGGCUGGAAGGCGGCGACGGCACAAGGCAUCACCCCCGACGACGUUCACUUCCGCUGGUCACCAACACACCACGACCUGGAGGUGAUCUCCAAAAACAGCCUCCCCGUUUACCUGUUCGCUCCAGCUCCUUACCUGGGGAACCAGCUGCUGAGUUACGGUCAGAACUUUUCCUUCUCAUUGCGUCUGGACCGCGGCGUCCGACACCCGUCCACCAACGACGUGGUUCUGGAAGGAGCCGGCCUCCGAGCAGCCGCCUCGCUGGGCGACCUGCGAUCCAUCGUCCCCUGUGGACAGAAAAGAAACUACAGUUUCAGACUGGAUGAGCAGCCCGGCAGCAGGUGGAGGCCUCAGCUCUCAGCCUCACAGUUCCAGACGCUCCUCCAGAACCUCACCGCCAUCAAGAUCCGGGGAACAUUUGGCGAAAAUGGACGCGGAUAUCUCGCCAAUGUGCGGCUGGUGACGGCGCGGCGGGCCGAUGGCACCCCGGCCCGUUGGGUUCAGACAUGCAGCUGCCCGCCGGGUUACGAGGGCGAGUUCUGCGAGCAAUGCUCAGAUGGCUUCAGGCGCAGAACCCCCGCGGACGGCGCCUUCAGCCCUUGUGAGCCUUGCAGCUGCAGAGGAGGCAGCUGCGACCCGCAGACGGGCGACUGCUACUCCGCCGACGAGACGCCCGGAGAGCUCAGCUGCUCCAAGGGCUUCUACCGCGACCCCUGGCCGCCUCGCACCUGUGUGAAGUGCCCCUGUCCGGAGGGGGUGACCUGCUCGCUGGCUGCCGGUUCACUGGCGCCCCGAUGUGACCGCUGUCCAACCGGAACCACAGGUCCUCGCUGUAACGUCUGUCAGGAGGGGUUCUAUGGCGUGCCUCCUCGUGGCGACGCCACCCAGCAGACCUGCCGGUCUUGCCAGUGUAACGGACACAUCGACGUCGACAUGGAGGGAAGCUGCGAUCGCAGCAGCGGCGAAUGUCUGAAGUGUCUGAACAACACGAUGGGGCUGAGCUGCGAGGCCUGCAUGCCGGGUUUCUACCGCGGACCCGCCGCCGCCGCCACCGCUGCCUGCAAACCGUGUGACUGCGACCUUCGGGGCUCUGAGUCCAGACGGUGUGAAGACGGGGGUCGCUGUCGGUGCAGACCGGGCUACGAGGGUCUGAGGUGCCAGAGGUCCGACUGUCCCGCCUGUUUCAGCCCCAUCAAGACAAAGAUGGAGGCGUACGGCGGCAAGCUGAAGGAGCUGAAGACUCUGUUCUCAGACACGGACGCAGGUUUGAAACCAGCCGGCAGGGGCCAGAUAGAAGCCGCUCUGAGGGCCACCGAGGAGCUGGUGGACGACCUGCAGUACGACACGGAGCUGCUGGCAGGCCUGGAGAAGAACCUGCAGGGCCGCCUGGCGUCCAUCAGCAGGAGCCAGCUGGCCGAGGGCCGGGUCCUCCAGGACGUCGGCGACGUGGCGGACGACGUCAAACGAAAACAGCAGACGUACAAGACGAAGGUGGAGGAGGUUCAGGGUCUGAUGGAGGAGAUGAAACGCAAGCUGGACGAGGCCAAGGCCAACCUCAGAUCAGCCGAGAUUCCUCUUGGAGACGCUCCGUCGGGGUCCAACCUCCUCUCUUCUCUGGAGCAGACGGCCAACAGUCUGGCUGACAAACAUCAGGCGAAGGCGGACGCUGUGCAGCGGAGCGCCAACGAAGCUCUGAGCGACUCGGAGAAGAGUCUGGCUCUGGUCCGAUCCCUCAUGAACAAAGAGAACAAAGUCAAGGAGCUGAUAGGAGAUCUCAAAGCCACGUAUGACAAGGCCUCGGCCCAGGUGAAGGGUUUGGAGAACCAGGCGACCCGGCUGAGCGGCGAGGCCCGAGACGAGAGCAGCAUGGCGGACGGCAUGCUGAAAGACAUCGCCAGCAUGGGGCGAAACAUCCCGUUGUCCCUGAAGGGACAGGUGGACGCCAUGGUUUCCAGGUUGGACGGCGUGAAUCAGGCGGUGGACGGGGACAUUUCAGACUUGAAGGCGCUGCAGGACGGCGUGCAGCGAGACAAGGCCGCCACUGGGGACUUGCUGGAAAUGGGCAAGGUUGCCCAGAAGGGUUUCAACGAGCUGCUGGACAGAGUCAACAUGGCCAAGGCCGACACGGAGAGCGUUCUGCAACGUAUCCAUAGCAACACCGAUGAGCUGGACAACGCCCUAGACACCCUGAGAGGCUUCGACCAGCAGAUCGAUGGUGGCAAAGCUUCGGCGGACGCCGCCAUCAAGCGCCUCCCCGGCAUCGCCGCCGCCGUCAAGCAGGCCGUGGGCGACAACGCCAAGACGGCCUCCGUGCUGGGAGACCGGUCCUCAGACUACGCCGAGGCGCUGGGAAGCAUCAAUGUGCUGCAGGACCUGGUCCACGGUCUGGAGGGUGCACUGGGCUCUGGGCCGUCUCACGCUGGUCUGCUGAAGGAAGCCACCGAGCUGAACCGGGAGGUCCAGGACCUGAAGACACAGGCGGCGGACGCAGCUCAAGACGUGGACCUGGAGCUGGACGCCAGCAGGACGCUGGAGGCCGACGCCGGGCAGGCGGCCGAGCGAGCGGCGGAAACUCUGGACGGCGCCAGAAGAACCGGAGACGCCGUGGGGAGAACCCUGAGGGACAUCCGGGGCCUGCUGGCCAACAUGAACCAGACUGGGGCGGUGGACGAGGCUCAGCUGCAGCGCCUGGAGGCCUCUGUGGCCGACGCCCAGAGGGGCGUGGCCGGCCUGAGGCCUCGUCUGAGGGCCGUGGAGCAGCUGGAGGCCGACCGGCGGCGCCAGCUGAGCGGCGUCCAGCGGGACGUCUUCAGCAUCCUGAGAGACAUCGAGAACCUGGAGGAGAUCUUGGGGGCCGUCCCCAAGGGCUGCUACAACAGCCUCCCCGUGGAGAAGCCCUGAGGACCUCCUGGUCCACCAUGAGCACCUCCUCUAAAAGGAUGAGGACCUCCUGGUCCACCAUGAGCACCUCCUCUUAAAGGCUGAGGACCUCCUGGUCCACCAUGAGCACCUCCUCUUAAAGGCUGAGGACCUCCUGGUCCACCAUGAGCACCUCCUCUUAAAGGCUGAGGACCUCCUGGUCCACCAUGAGCACCUCCUCUUAAAGGCUGAGGACCUCCUGGUCCACCAUGAGCACCUCCUCUUAAAGGCUGAGGACCUCCUGGUCCACCAUGAGCACCUCCUCUUAAAGGCUGAGGACCUCCUGGUCCACCAUGAGCACCUCCUCUUAAAGGCUGAAGACCUCCUGGUCCACAAUGAGCACCUCCUCUUAAAGGCUGAAGACCUCCUGGUCCACCAUGAAGACCUCCUGGUCCACAAUGAGCACCUCCUCUUAAAGGCUGAAGAUCUCCUGGUCCACAAUGAGCACCUCCUCUUAAAGGCUGAAGACCUCCUGGUCCACAAUGAGCACCUCCUCUUAAAGGCUGAAAACCUCCUGGUCCACCAUGAAGACCUCCUGGUCCACCAUGAAGACCUCCUGGUCCACAAUGAGCACCUCCUCUUAAAGGCUGAAGACCUCCUGGUCCACCAUGAAGACCUCCUGGUCCACAAUGAGCACCUCCUCUUAAAGGCUGAAGACCUCCUGGUCCACAAUGAGCACCUCCUCCUAUCAUCAACUAUCCUUUUGUUUAAAUGAACUAUAGCACUUGAUCCUACAUUUCCCACAAUGCAACCUGAUACCAAGGCUGAAACGUUCCUCAUGUCAUUCACACCGUAGAACAGUUCAGGGUCAAAGGUCUUGCUCAAGGACACGUGGACCAGGGAUCGAACCGCCGGACUGUCGUUUCUAAAAUGCUUUAAUUGCAUUUAUUCUGCCACAUUAAACCAAAACACUAUUUUUGGACAUUUUAUUUUUAUUGUAUAUAUUAUAUCUGAGCGUCUCGACAUGAUGCUGCGUUCAUGUCACGUUUCAGCGUCCGUAAAUAUCAGUUUCUGACUCGAGUGGAAGAAACAAAAAAGUAUUCCUGUUUUUUACAGAUCAUUCUGGUGUUUUACAGUAAAUACACUUAAUUAUUAAAUCCAGAAACACAACUACCGAGAUCCUUCUUUUUUACUAAUCAUAAAUAAUGAGCAGGUUGUUAAAUAUAAAAGUAGAAUAUCUACCCUUAGAUGGAAGUGUAUGAAACUACAUGUCUGUGUGUCAAUGUAAACAUAUUCUAUUUACAUCUGUACAUAAAGUACAUUUCUAUAUCUCUUUACAUUCAGUGUUUGUUUCUGUGUUGAAACUGAUUUUAAAUAAAAAACUUUUUUAUUGGA